CACACCGACUCCUCAGCCACACGGCAACAGUUUGAGGCCUGCGCUGAUAAAUCAGAGGAGAGAGGCGGAGACAGACAUACGGCAAUAUCCCCGUGUUAAGUUUUGGAUUCCGUCUUCUUCCAAAGAGUUGGAUUUACCCUUUAUUUCAAAGGUCAGAUACGGAUAAACCCUCCAGUCGGGAAUUUUUGCUUCAACUGAUUGGUUGCCCCUAUCCCAAGCUGAAGGUACCUUUGUACUCGGGGGCCAGAUCUUCCUCUGCGUAGAAUGAACAUCCCCCCAACAGAAUUAUCAGUCAGCCCAGAGUUGGAGGCCAACCAGGCAGUAAAGAGUCCAAGUCCAGGAAAGUCUCUGAGUCCCGCGCUCAUGUGUAAGGUGUGUGGGGACACCAGCAGCGGUAAGCACUAUGGCAUCUAUGCUUGCAACGGCUGCAGUGGCUUCUUCAAGAGGAGUGUCAGGAGAAAGCUCAUCUACAGAUGCCAGGCCGGGACAGGGAUGUGUCCUGUGGAUAAAGCCCAUCGGAAUCAGUGCCAGGCCUGCAGACUGAAGAAGUGUUUACAGGCUGGAAUGAAUAAAGAUGCUGUACAGAACGAACGGCAGCCUCGAAGCACUGCCCAAGUGCGGGUGGACACAGCCGAACUGGACCCCGACAAAGAGCACAUCGCCACAACCAGAGAGAAUACUUCAUCAUCUGUUAGCACACAGAGACCCAUCUCCUCCAAUACCAACUCCAACCAGAGGACCAGCAGCCCACAGAACAACCACAGGUUCAUGGCUAGCCUGAUGACAGCGGAGACCUGCGCCAAACUGGAACCCGAGGACGUGGACGAGAACGUUGAUGUGAUGAGUAAUGAGCCCGAGAGGACAGCCACUGAAUACCAGAUGUCCACCUACCCGCCCAGCAGCCCUGAGAGUGUUUACGAAGUUUCAGCCAGGCUGCUCUUCAUGGCAGUGAAAUGGGCCAAGAACCUAGCAGUGUUUUCCAACCUGCCCUUCAGAGACCAGGUAAUUUUGCUGGAGGAAGCCUGGAAUGAACUGUUCCUGCUCUGUGCUAUCCAGUGGUCCAUGCCCCUGGAGGGCUGCCCUUUGUUAUCAUCACCUGAACUCUCUCUCAGCCCUCAGGGAAAGAGCAGCUCCACCGUGGCAGAUGUUCGCAUUCUGCAGGAGACCAUCGGCCGCUUCAAGGCCCUCGUUGUGGAUCCCACAGAGUUUGCCUGUCUGAAAGCAGUGGUGCUGUUUAAACCAGAAACACGAGGCUUGAAGGACCCUGAGCAGGUUGAGAAUCUGCAAGAUCAGUCACAGGUGAUGUUGGGUCAGCACAGUCGGACACAGUACCCCAUCCAACCAGUCAGGUUUGGGAAGUUGCUUCUGCUCCUGCCUUCACUCCGCUUUGUCUCGGCAGAACGAAUUGAACUGCUGUUCUUUCACAGAACCAUUGGCAACACUCCCAUGGAGAAACUUCUUUGUGACAUGUUUAAGAGCUGAACUUCCUAAAUGGUCACUUUAGAUUGUCCCAUUAUUUCAUCUUCUCUAGAGGGCCCACAAUAAAAUUAUUUCCCCUGCUUUCCCUAUAAUCUCCAUCCGACGAGUCUCUUCUGAUCUUCCUAACAUAAUCACUUAUCACCUCCAUCUCCGCACUGCUAGAUCACCCCCAACCUUUUACAUGCACACAUCUUGAUG
Molecule: messenger RNA, 1677 nt
Organism: Hypanus sabinus (Atlantic stingray)
Lineage: Eukaryota; Metazoa; Chordata; Chondrichthyes; Myliobatiformes; Dasyatidae
Gene: nr2e3
Product: nuclear receptor subfamily 2, group E, member 3
Exons: 8
Coding region: 265-1482 (405 amino acids)
Biological process (GO): cell differentiation; negative regulation of transcription by RNA polymerase II; anatomical structure development
Molecular function (GO): RNA polymerase II cis-regulatory region sequence-specific DNA binding; zinc ion binding; nuclear receptor activity
Source: RefSeq, a predicted model, not a curated record